AUGGCAGCCAAGCUAAGUGAACCAGACAAAAACUGGAGUGUCUUAGCUUUAGAUCGCGGUAGUCCACGUAAUUCUGCACAGAAUGAUACUUGGGAUGAAGAUCUAAGUGGUGUACAUGAUCCUAAUUAUUUUUCUGCGGCACAAGAUUAUCUUCUUGGACAUUUAGUGAGAAAUCCUCAAUAUUAUGGUAUCGGUGGAACAGCAAUGAUUAAUAGCAUGACCGCUGUUGCUCCAUCUCGAUACUUACUCGAUCAAUUAUGGCCAUUAGGAUGGAAAUGGAAUGAUUUAUUUCCUUACAUGAUGAAAAUGCAAGAUCACUAUUGUUAUUAUCUUCCAUCAUCAUUAACUGGGAUAUCCGAAGAAGAUUGUCGUAUGUGGCAUGGUCGAGAUGGUCUAGUAGAUAUUGCUCCACCUUUAUUUAAUCUUAUGCCUGAGUUAUUGCUUGAUAUGAUGAAAGCAUGUGAUAAAGAUAUUAGAUUUAUGUCAGAUUAUGAUAAUCAAACUCGACAAUAUGGUCGUUAUUUUCAACAACAAUUUCGUCAUCCCAUGAAUAGAACAAAUCCAAAUUCUCCGACUAUACGAGAGAGUAUAUGGAAUGCAUAUCUUAAUGUAGUUAAUCGAACAAAUUUACAAAUUUUGGAUUCAGCAACUGUCUUGAAGCUUUUAUUUGAUCAAACUGACCCAACAAAAUAUAUUGGUGUUUCGUAUGAAUACAAAGGAGAAGUACGUACAGCUAUUGCAAGAAAAGAAGUCAUUCUAUGUGCUGGUGUAUUUGAUACACCAAAACUUUUGAAAUUAUCUGGUGUUGGUCCUGAAACAUGGUUGGAACCAUUGGGUAUCAAAGUAUUAGCAAAGAAUGCAGAAGUAGGAAAAAAUUUUGCUGAUCAAAUGACUAUUUAUAUGGCUUUUGAAACUACUGAACAAGUGCCUGCAUUGCCAUGGGAUGCUGAUACUUGUGGAUGGUUAUUAAAUAGUGGAUUGAAGACAAGCAAUAUGAAUUGGACAGAUGUACAAAUUUAUUGCUAUUCAAGAUUUCCUGCAUUAACAUUGGAUUUUUCAAUAGUCGGUUAUGAUCCGAUUCUUGCUUAG
This is a messenger RNA of Rotaria sp. Silwood2, 1089 nucleotides long. The record is from the annotation of a GenBank genome assembly. Lineage: Eukaryota; Metazoa; Rotifera; Eurotatoria; Philodinida; Philodinidae.